Messenger RNA from Cylicocyclus nassatus, 727 nucleotides. NCBI's taxonomy places the organism in Eukaryota, Metazoa, Nematoda, Chromadorea, Rhabditida, Strongylidae. The record is from the annotation of a GenBank genome assembly.
CAGAAAGAGUUGAUUCCCUUGUAUGAGCUCAAUCGUGGCGAUGCCGUUACGAUCGCUGUCAUUGCUGGCGACACAGUGAAUGGACCUAUAGCAGUAGUUCACCUACAGUUAGACUCGUGGGCUAGGCAAGCUCAAUAGCUGCUAUAGGGCAAAGACGUUCAGAUUCUGCACCUUUAUCGCGACCUUUUAUGUAAAGACCAUUCGACGGAGCGAAGCAAGCUCUACAAGACCACCAAAGCUCCGCUAAUGAUCCAGAUAACAUAAUGCUGCUGGUGGACUGCCGACGUCAGAAUAAAUGAUGCGGAUGUCCGACAUCCACAGUCAUCCCCUUCAAAAAUUUCGUCAGAUGUCCAAGAAAAACAUGCUCAUUUGUUCCGGGCAUUCGUGCAUAUCUAUAUCCAACCUGUUUGUGGAUAAAGAGGCGCUAGGUCAAAACUGUGACCGCUUAAACUGGGAUAUAAUACUCGAAUUCAAAAAUUCAGAAGCUCUCCAGCUGUUUUACGGACAGAUGAAAGUGCGCCACACUCCCACCGCGAUGAGCGUCCAAGAUUCACGUUCAAGCCGCUAUGAAGUCUCCCUCCUCCUCCUAUUCCAUCAGAACGUGCGUCGUGAACAGUUACUCUAGUAAUCGUUGAUAGUUAGUCCCUUAUCCCUCACAAAGUGUUUUGUUCUCUUACUCCCUUGUCCUUAUCUCUAUACCUCACAACUUACCAUUUUUAUUUUGUAC